AUGCAGCCGUUUGGCCGUGCCGCCUGGAGGCAUGGCAGGAUAGGGCUGGAGCUGGCAGCGAGGCCGGCGGCAAAAGCCAGCUUCGGCCUCAGCUUCAGCCCGGCAAGGACGCCCUCGACUGCCUGCAUCCGCUGCCACGUCCCGAUCGCCGUCUUUCGAGCCCGCUUCUACUCCUCCCAACCCUCCAACGAAGCCGACAAGCCCCCCAAUCCCCCCCAAUCCGUCCCCAAACCCGACAGCCCGGCGUCAUCGACCGCGAAAAAUGCAUCUUCGGCCGACCCUGCCCCAUCGUGGUCUAAGCCGAGCUGGCUGGAGCUGCCGUCGAUAUCAGAGGAGCGGCGGAGCGCCCUGACCAAGAGGUUCAGCAGCAUCAUGGACGGUGUCCAGUCCAAGGUCCUCAAUGCCUCGCAGAAGCUCAACGAGAUCACCGGCUACACGGGCAUCGAGGCCAUCAAGUUGGAGAACGAGCAGCUGGAGCAGCAGUUAGCCGAGGCCCAGGCCCGCGUCCGGACGGCCAGGCAGGCAUACAAGACAUCGAACAACAAGCGGGCGUCAACUCAGCGCGAGGUUACGACGCUGCUUGCCCGCAAGGACACUUGGACGCCCGCGGAUCUCGAGCGCUUUACCGAGCUCUACCGGACGGAUCACAUCCUCGAGGGCGAGGUUAUCACGGCCCAGGAGAACUUGACCGAGGCCGAGGCCGACGAGCAGAAGCUGAGCCAAAAGCUCAGUGCCGGCAUCCUGAAACGCUAUCACGAGGAGCAAAUCUGGAGCGACCGCAUCCGGAGAGCCUCGACGUGGGGCACCUGGGGGCUGAUGGGCAUGAACUUUAUCCUCUUUGUGGUGCUGCAGUUUGUGGCCGAACCCUGGAAGCGCAAGAGGCUGGUCAAGGGCGUCGUGGCAGAGGAAAAGCGAGUCUUGGAUGAGGUCCAGUCUGAGCUGGCCGUCAUCAAGUCCACCUUGAACCAGAUGACCGAAGCCGCCGCAGCUGCCGCAGCUGCCGAAGAAGCCGCCAGGAACAUGGUGCCGGACGAGGAGACCGAGAGGCUCAUCAACCUGGACAAGAUCAAGGAGGCCUGGCACUACACCGUCUCCGGGGCUUGGCUUCUUAGCUUUGAGGAACUGAAGCAGGUCCUGGUGCAGUGGAAGAACCUCGUGACAGACGUCAACGUGUGGAGGGCAGGUUUCGAGGAUCUGGUGAGCGAGCGCCCGCUGGACUUGCGCAUGCGGGACGCGUCUGCCCUGGUGCUGGAGGGCCUCAUCAGCGGCAUAGCGAUUGCUUGGAGCAUGGGAGCGUUGUUUGCACGGAAAUGA
Molecule: messenger RNA, 1314 nt
Organism: Trichoderma citrinoviride
Lineage: Eukaryota; Fungi; Ascomycota; Sordariomycetes; Hypocreales; Hypocreaceae
Exons: 1
Coding region: 1-1314 (437 amino acids)
Biological process (GO): inner mitochondrial membrane organization
Cellular component (GO): mitochondrial inner membrane
Source: RefSeq, a predicted model, not a curated record